CAACCAUCGCCGACUCUUCUGCUGCCAUUUCUCAUUCCCUGGUCUUUUCUAUUUUUCCCUGACCUUGAUGUUUCGGGCCUCUGUACGGUCGUUCUCAGACCCUUUGCGUGAACAUGUCUGCUCCUCCUGUUUAGCCCAGAGGUCCUCGGGGAACUCCCGAUUAUUCCAUCCAUUCUACAGCACGACUUCAACUCUCCACGGUCAGCAUGCUGGUGAGCCUGCUGCUGGACUUCCCCGUCCCAGGGAACCCUCUGUUGCUAUCCGACCAUCAAGUCAGAGAAAAUCUAUAAGGCAUGCAAGGGCUGACCAUCUCUCUACGGGUCGCACUUCCAGUCGUUCACGACCUUCAGCCUCUGGUGCUGGUGAGGACCAUGUCACUCGAUCAUCGAAUGUUCAUCCACCGCCGUACCAGACAGACGAGCACGAUGAAAAGUCGAGGCCGUGGUGGGACGGAACAAAGCCGUGGGACGUUGGUCACCGUGUUGAAGAUUCUUAUGAUGCGACUACAGAGAAAAUGGAGGCAGAGUUCGCCCCCAAAAAGAGGGACAAAUUAUUGAAGAGGAAGGCCAGAAUCAGAGCCAAGCUUACUCGGAAGCAGACUCUUGCCGAGUCCUACUUGGAGAAAUCGUCUGAAGCCAAAGAACCAGAAGCUAGAGCGCCCGAUGUUAUCCCAACGACAAUCAGCCGUCUACCUAUCAGGCGUGUGCCGUCUGGGCCUGCCUCCGAAUCAGCUGGAACACCCAAGAAAAAAUCAGGCGAGGAUUCAAUUCUUUCAGAACCAGGAGGAGCGAGGAUUUCUGGUAGCCUCACCUCAAAAGCGCUCAAACUUACCCCGUUGGAUGUUGAAAGAGCUCCAGUCCCAAAGCUCUCCUUUGGACUCGAGAGGGUUCUAUUCAACCCCGGAGUCUACCAUCUUCGCGACCCACGAUCUCGUGUUUUCAACUUUGAUCCGUAUUUAGGCUCUAUUAUGCCUGUAACCGAAUUUGACUUCACAGCCUUGAAAGAUUAUAUUACCUCGUCACGAGAUGAAACGCUACGCAGGAUAGCUGCUAAGGAAAAGAAGAAGUAUAUCGGUUCUUCAUCGAGCAUGACAUCUGUUCUCUCACAGUUCCACUACCUCCUGUCCGCGUGGAGACCGAUCGAUGCAUCAGUUCUGUCCCAGAGUUUCCCUGACUCGUCAAGGUCCUUCACGCGACUCAGCCGUGCCCCUGCUGCCAUCAUUCUUAAUUAUCAAAAUGGGAUCUAUGCCGUUGAUGCGGACAAAGAGUUUGAAUCGGCCAAUAUUCUUAUGAAUCUUGGCAAAUCGAUGGAGAAGCUACUCACGUUGCCCAAAGAGGAGUUCGAGCGCUAUAGAAGGUCCCAUGAGAACAAGAUCUCCGCAGAAGAGGAACGAGCGAUACCCGAAUCCUACCAUUACUCCACCUUUGGGGAUUUCAUCAUGCGAUCUCAGCUUGACGCCUAUGAUCCACGGCUUCCGGGAACCGGCAUGUUUGAUUUGAAGACACGAGCCGUCGUGUCCAUCCGGAUGGAUGCGCGGAAUUUCGAACACGGUCUGGGGUAUGAAAUCAGGAGUCGAUUCGGCGCAUUCGAGUCCUACGAACGAGAAUUCUUUGACAUGAUCCGGGCUGCAUUCCUCAAAUAUUCGUUACAAGUGCGUAUUGGCAGGAUGGAUGGUAUCUUUGUGGCAUUUCACAAUAUCCAGCGUAUUUUCGGGUUCCAAUAUAUCAGCUUGCCGGAAAUGGAUAAGGCUCUCCACGGCCAGAGCGACACAGCACUUGGUGAUAAGGAAUUCGAACUCAGUUUGGCGCUGUGGAACAAGGUUCUUAACAAGGUCACAGCAAAAUUUCCGAAGAGAUCUGUACGUCUCCACUUCGAAAGUCGCGAUACUUCGGUUCCAUUUAUGUACAUUUUCGCCGAGCCUGUGACCGAUGAGGAGAUACACGCUAUUCAAACGAAGAACAAGGCAGAUAUCGAGGCAUAUCAGCAGCGGAUUCUGAACCUGACUCCCCAAGGAGGCGAAUUAGAUCUGACCAGGAAACAGAUCACAUCUGACAAAUCAGAGUCUAGGACACAAGAUGUCUCGAAGGAAGGCAUUGCAGCGCCCAUUGGAGAACAGGCUGCCGCAGAAGAGACGGAGACAGAGGCGGAGCAGAAGGGGAAACAGAACUCGGAGUUGCUAGCAAUGACCCUAUUCAUCAAGAACAAGGUGAAUGGCGAGUUCGUCGAGAGGCCAACGCGUUUAGAAGGAAAAGAUGAGUGGGCCGUCGAGUAUGUGCUGAGGGAAGUGCCGUCUUCCCGCGCAGCGUCAUUAUACGAGGCAUGCCAGAAACGGCGUCGAGUCGCCUUGGAAGGGGUAGGAGAAGAUGAAGCGGAAGAAAAUGCAAACUAUUACAUCCGAAUGCUGCGCGAUAUCGCCAGACGUGGCCGGGAAUGGCGGGAACAGGAAGACGAACUGGACCGGAAACAGGGCAUAGUGGUACUGGAAGGAGCCAUCCAAGCUCCUCCGAGUCGAAAGUAAUGCUUUCGUCCCUGAAUUACCCUUUUCUUUCUCUUUCUUUGAAUCUGCCGUCCUUGGAGUAAGGAGCAUGAUGAUCAAAGACCCUGUAUUCUAUAUUUGUUGAUUUGCAUUACAUCAACUUGGCAUCUUGGUAUUUAUUUGGAUGCGAACCGGGACGCUCCUUGGCCUUUUUAUAUUGAUUACUUGUUUGAUGUAUAAAUAGAGUAAUAGACAUCAAUCCCAUAAUACGCAUACUCCCC
Molecule: messenger RNA, 2757 nt
Organism: Monascus purpureus
Lineage: Eukaryota; Fungi; Ascomycota; Eurotiomycetes; Eurotiales; Aspergillaceae
Source: the annotation of a GenBank genome assembly